This is a messenger RNA of Rotaria sp. Silwood2, 1584 nucleotides long. NCBI's taxonomy places the organism in Eukaryota, Metazoa, Rotifera, Eurotatoria, Philodinida, Philodinidae. The record is from the annotation of a GenBank genome assembly.
AUGAAAAUAUUUCUAUCAUUAUUCGUUAUUUAUUUCUUAGCCAUCAAUAUUCAAGUUAGCAAUGCAGGGAUCGAUUGUACUAUAUAUACCAAUGAUCUUAAAAUUAUCAAUCUAAAUCCAUUUUAUGUUUCACUUAAUCUUUAUCCUUUAUCUACAUCCGUUCACUACGAUGGUAAAUCACAAGUUACAGCUUUUAAUAUAUUUAAGAAUGUUAAUCCAUCUUCAAAUAUAUAUUGUUUGAAAAAUUUACAAAGCCUUCAAUUAGUAAAUACAAAUCUAACAAUAUUAUCUGAUAUUAAAAAUUUUCAAAAGUUAACAUCAUUAAUAAUUCGAUCAGAUUAUAGUAGUAUUGGUCAACAUUUACCAUCGGAAUUGGGACAAUUAAUAUCUUUAUCAAACUUAGAAUUAUCUGAUAUUAAAAAUCUUGAAGAUUUACCUGAUGAGAUUGAAAAUUUAAUUCAAUUGCAAACAUUAAUAUUACAGAAUAUUCCAAAUUUUAAUAAAAUAUCUGAUGAAAGUAUUGGCAAAUUAGUUAAUCUUAGAAGUUUAAAUUUAAUUGAUUUACCAAAUUUAUCAACUAUUCCGUCAACAAUAAAAAAUUUUCAAUCAUUAGUACAAUUCGAAAUAACUAACACGGGUAUUAAGAAUGUAGAAUUAGAAAAUCUUGAUGCAUUAUCUAAUUUGAAAAUAAAAUCCAACUCAAUAUUACAAACAAUUGAAAUUGUGAAUAUGUUACUGUUAGCUUCAAUUGAAAUUCAAAAUAAUACGGAAUUAUUAACAUUAAAAUUUCAAAAUUUAUCUUCGUUAUUAUCAUUAACAAUGUCAUCAAAUUCAAAAUUAAUUUCUUUAGAUAUGGAAAAUAUAUCUAAUCUUCAAACAAUUUCAUUAAGUGAUAGUCUACAAUUCAAAAUAGCUACAUUAAAAAAUUUAUCUCAUUUAAAUAGUGUUAGUUUAUCUUUUUUAUUUAAUUUUGAAUCAAUUUCAUUUGAAAAUAUGCCAUCCUUAUCAACUGUUAGUAUUACAGCAAGUGCUCUAUCGAAAAAUAUUUCAUUUCGUGAUGUGUCAUCAAUCAAAAAUCUUGAUUUGUCUGGAUGUCAAUUCACAACCUUUCCAGAAAGUAUUUUAACAUUAAAAUCUUUAGUCAAUUUGAUUAUGAAAUCAAAUCAAUUAUCAGCAUUACCAUUAACAUUAUCAACUGAUUUACCAAAUUUACAAGUUCUUGAUUUAUCGAGGAAUAACUUUCAGGGAAAUAUUUUUCAACAACCACCACUUAUUUAUCUUCGUGAACUUUAUUUAAGUAAUAAUUCUUUGGCAUCCAUCGAUGGUAUUAGAGAAUAUACAUCCUUACAAGUUUUGGAUUUGAGUUAUAAUAAAAUUUUAUCAAUUCCACUUGAAAUCAUGGAUGUAUCAUCAACAUUGUACACGUUAAGAAUUAGUUAUAAUCAGUUGCAUAGUAUUCCAUAUCCAAUGACAAAUAUGAGAGCAUUAAGCUCGCUGUUGGCCACCUAUAACAAUAUUUCGGAUGAUGAACGACGAUAUCUUUAUCAAAUAUUCAAUCCAACAUCUAUACAAUUGAUUAUUUAA